UUCGUCAAGAGAGAAAUUUCAUAAACUCGUAAAUAAUCUGCUGGCGUCUUCCCCCUCUCCUUCUGACGCUCCAAAUUGUUUUUUUUAUAAAAUUGCGAUAAAAAAACCACGUCAGUCAACAGUCUUGUGUGGCACUAGUGCAAAACAAGUCGUGAUAGGACGUAGAAAACUCCUGGAAGUCCUCUACAUAAAGCCAUCAACAAUGUCACAAUUUCUGGGCAAAGUUGUUCUGAUAACCGGUGCUAGUUCCGGCAUUGGAGCAGCAACAGCGAUACAUUUAUCAUCACUGGGUGCCUCUCUCUCGUUAACCGGUAGAAACCUUGAGAAUCUCGAGAAAGUGGCUGCCCAGUGUAAAGCUCCAAAGCCGUUUAUCCUCCCUGGGGAACUGACCAAUGAAGAGGAUACCAAGAGGAUUCUAGAGUCGACCAUCAAACAUUAUGGAAAACUGGAUGUUUUAAUUAAUAAUGCUGGGACCAUUGAACGUGGGAGCAUUGAAAAUACCAGCCUGGAACAGUACGACAGAGUUUUCAAUUUGAAUGUUCGCUCGAUGUAUCAUUUGACGAUGCUAGCAACUCCACAUCUGAUUGAGACGAAGGGAAAUGUUGUUAAUGUUUCAAGUGUCAAUGGAUUGAGAUCAUUCCCAGGUGUUUUGGCAUAUUGCAUGAGUAAAUCAGCUGUUGACCAGUUUACACGCUGUGUGGCCAUUGAAUUAGCUGCUAAACAGGUGAGGGUGAACGCUGUAAAUCCAGGAGUAGUGAUAACAAAUCUCCACGAGAGAAGUGGAAUGAGCCCCGAGGAACUGCAAGCCUUCUUCGAGCGCAGCAAGACGACUCAUGCUCUUGGCAGACCUGGCCAACCUGAGGAAGUUGCCAGAACGAUUGCUUUCCUGGCAAGCGACGAUGCAAGCUUCAUAACUGGAGCGACAUUACCUGUUGAUGGAGGCAGACACGCUCUCUGUCCCAGAUAAACUCAUAAACUACCUUCACAAUGUAAUAUUUUCCCUUAUUUUUUUACUUGGAGAAUAAAGAGGAAUAUUUUGUACUGAAUAAAAGCUUCACCAUGA
Molecule: messenger RNA, 1063 nt
Organism: Diachasmimorpha longicaudata
Lineage: Eukaryota; Metazoa; Arthropoda; Insecta; Hymenoptera; Braconidae
Product: 3-oxoacyl-[acyl-carrier-protein] reductase FabG-like
Exons: 4
Coding region: 203-967 (254 amino acids)
Molecular function (GO): oxidoreductase activity
Source: RefSeq, a predicted model, not a curated record